Molecule: messenger RNA, 2072 nt
Organism: Xyrauchen texanus (razorback sucker)
Lineage: Eukaryota; Metazoa; Chordata; Actinopteri; Cypriniformes; Catostomidae
Gene: arrb1
Product: arrestin, beta 1
Exons: 16
Coding region: 295-1551 (418 amino acids)
Biological process (GO): G protein-coupled receptor internalization; visual perception; signal transduction
Molecular function (GO): G protein-coupled receptor binding
Source: RefSeq, a predicted model, not a curated record
GGAAGACAACAAAGAAUAACAGUCUAUUGCUUGUUUUAUUUGGGAAACGGGGGGUUUACCUUUUGGCAAGCGGCCGUGGAGAUGCUCCUGUAAUUGGAUCCACUGGAAAGCGCUCAAACCUCUAGGAGAGCUGCUUAAGUUACAGCGGAUCUCUUUAGAACACAGACUGAGAACAUAGUAAAUAAUUUUUCUCUCUCUCUCCAUUUUCCUUGGCUCUACCUUCCUUUCUUUAACUCGGCAACCCUUCUCCUAGAAGAGUUUUUGUGGAACGUCUGUCACAGGCGGAUCUUCGCAAUGGGUGAUAAAGGCACAAGGGUUUUCAAGAAGGCCAGUCCUAAUGGAAAGCUAACUGUGUACCUUGGUAAGAGGGAUUUUGUUGACCACGUGGACCUUGUGGAGCCUGUUGAUGGAGUGGUUUUAAUAGACCCAGAGUACUUAAAGGAGAGAAAAGUUUUUGUGACCCUGACAUGUGCCUUCCGCUAUGGACGGGAGGAUUUGGAUGUUCUUGGAUUGACGUUUCGAAAGGACCUUUUUGUGGCCAACAUCCAGGCAUUUCCUCCUGUGCCUGAGGACAAAAAGAGCUUGACACGUCUACAAGAGCGACUGAUAAAAAAACUUGGAGAACAUGCUUAUCCCUUCACCUUUGAGAUUACCCCGAACCUCCCCUGUUCUGUCACGUUACAGCCAGGACCAGAAGAUACAGGGAAGGCCUGUGGGGUCGACUUUGAAGUCAAAGCUUUCUGUGCAGAAAAUGUUGAAGAAAAAAUUCACAAAAGGAAUUCAGUGCGCCUUGUUAUCAGAAAAGUGCAGUAUGCUCCAGAGAAGCCAGGCCCACAGCCGAUGGCUGAGACCACAAGGCAGUUUCUUAUGUCGGACAAACCUUUACACCUAGAAGCCUCCCUUGACAAAGAGAUUUACUAUCACGGUGAACCAAUCAGUGUCAAUGUCCAUGUCACAAACAACACAAACAAAACAGUAAAAAAAAUGAAGAUUUCAGUGCGUCAAUAUGCAGAUAUUUGUCUCUACAACACUGCCCAGUACAAGUGUCCAGUAGCAACGGAGGAAUCAGAUGAUAUUGUGGCCCCCAGUGCUACAUUGUGUAGAGUAUAUACUCUUACCCCUUUCCUCGCAAACAACCGAGAGAAACGUGGCCUGGCUCUGGAUGGCAAGCUCAAACAUGAAGACACAAAUUUAGCCUCAAGUACAUUGUUAAGAGAGGGAGCCAAUAAGGACAUUCUGGGCAUCAUUGUAUCUUAUAAAGUGAAGGUGAAGCUUGUUGUUUCUCGUGGAGGGCUGCUGGGAGAUCUUGCCUCAAGUGAAGUUGCUGUUGAGCUCCCCUUUACAUUAAUGCAUCCCAAACCACUGGAGGAAUCAAUCUACAGAGAUGUCCCGGAAAACGAUGCCCCCAUUGACACAAACCUCAUUGAAUUCGACACAAAUGACGAUGACAUCAUCUUCGAGGACUUUGCUCGGCAACGACUGAUCGGGGCAAAAGACGACAAAGAUGAAGAUGAGGAGGGUGUCGAUUCGCCCAAGCUAAAUGACAGAUAGACUAAACAAAUGAAUGAUUACUGUGUAAUGAUGUAUAAGAGACCCUUUUGAGAUAACCUGGGAAAGUGGGACACCCUUUAACACUCACAGUAGUGCAGUUGCUGUGUUCUUGUUCACAUUUGUCUCUUCCAUCCUGAAAGGGUUUAAAAUAAAACUUAAGUGUAGAAAAAUGUGACCCUGUAUCUCAAAGAGAUUACAGGGUGAAGUUCUAGCUGGUAGGCCAACCACGUAGUGCCUCUGAUAAUUGAUGGUCUUUUUAGGUUAAGGCAAAGGCUUUUCAUCAUAGCUAAAUCAAAUCAGUGGUUUCAUGACUUUUGCUGUUGCUUUUUUUUUAUAUUCUUCCUUUGAUUAGAACAGGGGAGGAGUUUGAAGGUGUCUCUUAGUAUUGAAAUCAUCCUUAAUCUGUGGAAUUUGUUCUGUUUUAAUUACUGUAAAAGUAACUGGAUUUACUGCCAAAUUUCAACCUUUAUAAUGUAUCAUCCCUCACUGAAUAUUUAGUAUGUUUUUUUUAACCUGUCAUU